ACCUAUCCUCACCGUAUCUGCGCCAUAAACGCAGUGCAUUGAUUUCCCUACUCGACUAACAUCCUGGAGACCCAGAUAUUGGCGUCGCAUACCCUCUACCUCGGCCUAGUAUCCGCGCAGCCAACUCCGCACCACCUCGAAGCAUCUAGCUUCGCGCCUCGAAUCGACCGCGCCGUUCCUCGUCUUCCUACCUACACACACACUCUACAAGAUGGCAUCAAGGAAGAAGGUCCUCCUUAAGGUCAUUAUCCUCGGAGACAGCGGGGUCGGCAAGACGAGCUUGAUGAACCAAUAUGUCAACAAGAAGUUCAGCGCAAGCUACAAAGCGACGAUUGGUGCCGAUUUCCUAACCAAGGAAGUGCUGGUCGACGACAGACUGGUUACGAUGCAGCUCUGGGACACUGCCGGUCAAGAGCGCUUCCAAUCGCUCGGUGUUGCCUUUUACCGCGGUGCCGACUGCUGCGUGCUCGUAUACGACGUCAACAACUCAAAGAGCUUCGAUACCCUAGACAGCUGGAGGGACGAAUUCCUGGUUCAGGCCAGCCCGAUGGAUCCUGAGAGCUUCCCAUUUGUUGUCAUUGGCAACAAGAUCGAUGUGGAGGAGAGCAAAAGGAUGAUCUCGUCUAAGCGCGCCAUGACAUUUUGCCAAUCGAAGGGUGGUAUCCCGUACUUCGAGACCAGUGCUAAGGAGGCCAUUAACGUCGAGCAAGCUUUCGAAGUCAUCGCACGACAAGCUCUCGCACAGGAGGACGUGGGUGACUUCAGCAACGACUUCCCCGAGACAAUCCCGAUCGACCUCAAGGGCAGCGAAGGCGGUUGCGCAUGCUAGUGUAUGCCAUCACGAAAUAAGCGACGUUUAUGAGAGCCGACAGUGGAAGCUCAUCUGCCGCAAUGCCGUCUUGCAUCUGGAGUUCGCAUGGAGUUUGGUGUUGAACAUGCUUCUUGAGCAGGAGGAUCGCUUAGUCCUGUAAUUUAUCAUCACGGAUGGGGUCAUUGUCACCUAGUCGAUAUAGCUGCCCAAGAAUAUACGAAUACAUACAUGAA
This is a messenger RNA of Alternaria rosae, 1044 nucleotides long. Its product is annotated as small GTPase superfamily. Gene Ontology annotation, cellular component: phagocytic vesicle; vacuole; late endosome. Lineage: Eukaryota; Fungi; Ascomycota; Dothideomycetes; Pleosporales; Pleosporaceae. Gene Ontology annotation, molecular function: GTPase activity; GTP binding. The transcript has 7 exons. Gene Ontology annotation, biological process: regulation of vacuole fusion, non-autophagic. The record is from RefSeq and is a predicted model, not a curated record. Bases 212 to 829 code for a protein of 205 amino acids.